AUGAGUGAAAGUGGGUAUACGUUGAUCUAUGAGCCAAACACAGCCAGUAAGGUUUCAGUGAAUGAAUAUAAGAAUUUGUUGGAGAAAGGAAAGGACGAUGUCAAGGUUGAUACGAUGAAGAAAAUUAUAAUAACUAUCCUCAAUGGUGAUCCCUUACCCGAUCUUUUGAUGCACGUCAUUAGAUUUGUCAUGCCAUCAAAAAGUAAAGAGUUGAAGAGAUUGUUAUAUCAUUAUUGGGAAGUUUGUCCUAAACUUGACAGCUCAGGCAAAAUGAGACAUGAAAUGAUCCUUGUCUGUAAUGCUAUACAACGUGAUUUGCAACAUCCUAAUGAAUAUAUUAGAGGUAUUACAUUGAGAUAUUUGACUAAAUUGAAGGAACCAGAAUUGUUGGAGACUUUGGUGCCCAACGUUCGUCAAUGUCUCGAACAUCGACACGCUUAUGUACGUAAGAAUGCUGUUUUUGCUCUUUGGUCAAUCCACAAAGUUAGUGAUCAUUUGUGCCCAGAUGUUGAUGAAUUGAUUUAUCGUUUCUUGUACGAUGAAAAUGAUUCUGUUUGUAAAAGGAAUGCUUUUGUUUGUCUUGGAGACUUGAAUAGAAACGCUGCUUUGCAAUACAUUCAGGAUAAUAUUAGCGUUAUUGAUACAUUGGAUUCAUUAUUGCAAUUGAGCUUUAUAGAAUUUUUCAAAAAAGACUCAUUAUUGAACCCAGCUUUGAAACAACAAUAUGCUCAAUUGGUUACUGAAAUGGUUGAAAGUUCGUCCAAUGUUGUCAUGUACGAAGCUGCAAAUGCCUUAACUGGCUUAAGCUCAAAUUCAGCUUCCAUUUUAUUAGCAGGAAGCAAGUUUGUCGAGUUGGCUAAUAAAGAGGCCGAUAAUAACGUCAAGAUUAUCACAUUGGAGAGAAUCAAAGAGUUGAACAAGCAGCAUCCUGGUGUUUUACAAGAUUUAUCAUUGGAAAUAUUGAGAGUUUUAUCUUCACAGGAUGUGGCUGUGAGAAAAAAGGCAUUGGAUGUCACUCUCGAGUUCAUUACUUCCAGAAAUGUGGAAGAUGUGGUCAAAUUAUUGAAAAAAGAAUUACAGGCCACCAGCUCAUCAAAUGACGACAAAAAUGUCGAAUACAGACAGCUAUUGAUCAAUGCUAUUCAUCAAUUGGCCAUCAAAUUCGUCGAAGUUGCUGCAAAUGUUAUUGACUUGUUAUUAGAUUCAAUUGCUGACUUGAACUCCACAUCGGCAUAUGAGGUUAUUACUUUUGUCAAAGAAGUUGUUGAAAAAUUCCCUGAUUUGAGAGACUCUAUAGUUAAAAGACUCAUCUUGGCUUUGCCUAAUGUCAAAAGUGGAAAGGUGUUUAGAGGGGCUUUUUGGGUGGUUGGUGAGUAUGCAUUGAAUGAACACUUGAUACAAGACGCAUGGAAGUAUAUCAGAUCAAGCAUUGGCGAAGUACCAAUUAUAGCUAGUGAGUUGAAAGCAAAAGAGCCAGCAAACACAGAGGGAGAUGAUGGUGAAGAACAUCCACACAAAAAGAAAGGUCCUACAAUUUUGCCAGAUGGCACAUAUGCCACAGAAUCUGCCUUGACGGCUGAUGUCAAUGGCAACGGCUUCGAAGAUGAGACAAAAACACCAAUCAGAAAACAAUUACUUGCGGGAGAUUUCUACCUUGGUGCUGUAUUGUCAUCCACAAUUAUUAAAUUGAUACUUCGUUUACACAAAUUGAACACACAGGCUAAGAUCUUAAAUGCUUUGAAAGCUGAGGCAUUGUUGAUCAUGGUAUCCAUAUUAAGGUUGGGAGAGAGCUCAUUGGUUACCAAAAAGAUUGACGAAGAUUCUGCUGAUAGAAUCUUUUCCUACAUUAGAAUUUUGAAUGAUGAGGAAGAUGUUGAGGAAAUAACCACGAGUUUCCUUGAUGACACCAAAGAUGCCUUCAAAGCACAAAUCAUCGAUGUUGAAGCAAAGAAGGCAGAAGAGGAGGCUAGAGAUUUACAUGCAAAUGCUGAUCAAGUAGAUGAUGCAAUUGUGUUUAGACAACUUGAUAAAGACAACAAGUCAGCCAAGAAAGUGGUUGAUGAUCUUGUUGUAGCUUCAGGAAGCGAUUUGAAGAAGGAAAACUUAUCGUCGAGAUUGAACCAAAUCUUGCAAUUAACUGGUUUUUCCGAUCCAAUAUAUGCAGAAGCGUUUGUCAAAGUACACCAAUACGAUGUUGUGUUGGAUGUUCUUUUGGUUAAUCAAACAACUACAACUUUGCGCAAUCUUUCAGUGGAAUUUGCAACCUUAGGUGAUUUGAAAGUUGUUGAUAAGCCAACUACUACAAACAUUGGCCCGCAUGGUUUCUACAAAAUUCAAACAACAAUCAAGGUUACAUCUGCUGAUACGGGGGUCAUAUUUGGAAAUAUUGUUUACGAUGGUCAACAUUCAGAUGAGUCCACAAUUGUCAUUUUAAAUGAUGUUCAUGUUGACAUUAUGGAUUACAUCAAACCUGCAGUAUGUUCUGAAAGUCAAUUCCGUAAGAUGUGGAAUGAAUUUGAAUGGGAAAAUAAGAUAACCAUCAAAUCACCAAUAGAAUCAUUGAAAAACUACCUCGAUGAACUAAUGAAGGGAACCAAUAUGGAAUGUUUAACUCCUGGAGCAGUUAUUGGAGAAGAAUGCCAAUUCCUUUCGGCUAACUUGUAUUCAAGAUCGACAUUUGGUGAAGAUGCAUUGGCCAACUUAUGUAUUGAAAAACAAAGCGAUGGUCCAAUAAUUGGACAUGUGAGGAUAAGAUCCAAGGGCCAAGGAUUAGCAUUGAGCUUGGGUGAUAGAGUUGCAUCAAUAUCUCGAAAAGGUAAGAACGCUGUGGUUACUCGUGUUUAG
Lodderomyces orthopsilosis Co 90-125 is the source of this 2844-nucleotide messenger RNA. It is a transcript of the gene SEC26, whose product is annotated as coatomer subunit beta. The record is from RefSeq and is a predicted model, not a curated record. The transcript has a single exon. The coding region runs from base 1 to 2844 and encodes 947 amino acids. Gene Ontology annotation, molecular function: structural molecule activity. Gene Ontology annotation, biological process: intracellular protein transport; intra-Golgi vesicle-mediated transport; endoplasmic reticulum to Golgi vesicle-mediated transport. Gene Ontology annotation, cellular component: cytoplasm; COPI vesicle coat. Lineage: Eukaryota; Fungi; Ascomycota; Pichiomycetes; Serinales; Debaryomycetaceae.